UGUAGGUUGGAAUGACAGUGGUUUUGUAUCUAAGAGUACUGCUACUUCUGAGGGCAACAGUGUGACUCCAAAAAAGGCCAAGCCUAAUGAGGUUGGUGCUGGAAGCAAUUCAGCUGUUUCACCCCAACAGUAACAGCAUCACAGUGUAGCUUCAGAAGGUACAAAUGCUGCAUCAAGCACCAUUAAAAAUGGAGGACCUUUUCCACGAGCUUGUCCGAAGUGCAAUAUUCAUUUCAAUCUUAUGGAUCCUCUAAAAAAUCAUAUGAAGUAUUGUUGUCCAGAUAUGGUAAAUAACUUUUUCCUGGGAAUGGCCAAAACAGAAUGUUCAAGCACAACAAGCAAGACUGCUGAAUCUGAGAAAGGAAAAUUGAUUAUGUUAGUUAACGACUUUUAUUAUGGGAAACAUGAAGGUGACACCCAGCAGGUACAACAGGAGCAGAAGACUCAUACGACAUUUAAGUGCUUCAGCUGUCUGAAAGUUCUUAAAAAUAACAUAAGGUUUAUGAACCACAUGAAACAUCACUUGGAGCUUGAGAAGCAGAGCAGUGAAAGUUGGGAAAGCCACACCACCUGCCAGCACUGUUACCGUCAGUUUCCCACCCCAUUCCAGCUGCAGUGCCACAUUGAAAGUACACACACGCCUUACGAGUCAUCUACAAUUUGCAAGAUCUGUGAAUUAUCCUUUGAAACAGAGCAAGUUCUUUUGCAACAUAUGAAGGACAAUCAUAAGCCAGGUGAAAUGCCAUACGUUUGCCAGGUAUGCAACUACAGAUCCUCAGCUUUUUCAGAUGUAGAAACACAUUUUAGGACAGUUCAUGAAAAUACAAAACACUUGCUAUGCCCAUUUUGCCUCAAAGUAAUUAAAAUUGGAGCACCGUAUAUGCAUCAUUACAUGAGGCAUCAGAAAAAAGGAAUAUACCGUUGUACUAAGUGCAGACUGCAAUUUUUGACGUGCAAAGAAAAAAUGGAUCACAAGACUCAGCAUCACCGAACAUUUAGGAAACCCAAACAGUUAGAAGGAUUGCCUCCUGGAACAAAGGUGACUAUUCGAGCAUCUGUUGGAUCCCUUCAGUCAGGAUCAUCAGCUACAUCUUCUGUUAGUACAAGUGCUUCCGUGUUUCAGUUAUCACCUAAAGCUAAAAAUACAACCACUAAAAAUCAUAACAAAUCUAAUACAAAUAAGUCAAAAGCAAAAUCAAAACCGACAGCAUCGAAGAAGCAAAAUGCAUGGACCAACAGCAAAAAAAAAAAAAUUACAAAUACAGCAUUGCAUAAUCUAAGGUGUCGUUUGGGAGCUCACAAAUGCAUUGAGUGUUACUCGGAAAUAAAAGAUUUUGCAAGCCAUUUUCCUGCUUACGUCCACUGUAGCUUAUGCAGAUACAACACCAGCUGUAGCAAAGCCUAUGUGAAUCACAUGAUGAGUUUUCACAGUGCUCGUCCUAGUAAAAGAUUUUGGAUCUAUAAGAAGCAUUCAGCAAAGCUACGAGGUGUGACUGUAGUAUGUCUUAACUGUGAUUUCCUGGCUGAUGUUUCUGGCUUAGACAGUAUGGCCACACAUCUAAGUGAAAGUCACACUCAUACUUGUCAAGUCAUUAUAGAGAAAGUUUCUGUAGAUACCCCAACUGCUGAACAAGUAUCUGAGUUAAAGACUGAAAUCUCCCUUAGAGAGAGAGAAGCUAAGUUGGAGAAAAUUUCAAGACCUAGUAUAUCUGAAGGAAAAACAGAAACACCAACUUUUGAAAGCAAACAAGAGCAUGAUUCUUCAGACGAAAAGAAAGAAUGCAAUAGAAAUCAAUCUAAAAAAGUUGCAUCAGUUGAAAAGAAUGAAGAAAACUCAUCGUUGUCAAAUACAGAAAAUGUUCCUGGUUUGGAACUCCCUAACAACAGCUCAAAGAAUUCUUUGCAUGAGAAGGGAGCAUGUUGUGAUUCAGAUAAUAGCAAACAAUCAGUAGAUGAGAAACAAAAAUGUAUUAAUGAUGAUAAUGAGUUGAAAACUUGCCAAAGUUCAGAGAAUGUUAUCUUGAAUGAGCAGACUAAAGUACAUAGCUUGGAUGAAACUACACUUUCAGCAAUGAACGCAAGGGACUUAAAACUAACAUUGGGUGAAGAUGUUAGUUUUGAGCAGUUCUUGAGAAAAAGAGAUGAACCUGAAUCUGUUAGUUCAGACAUUAGUGAGCAAGGCAGUAUUCAUUUGGAGCCUUUGACUCCAUCAGAGGUACUAGAGCAUGAAGCUACUGAAAUUCUUCAAAAAGGUAAUGUUGCACCUUCAUCAAAGAAAGCUGGACAACUCUCAGAACAAACAGAUGAGACUUCAAAAGAAAGCAGUCCCAACAGAAUGGAAACAACUGUAAACAAGACAGAUGAAAAUGAAGCAAGCUGA
Messenger RNA from Pterocles gutturalis (yellow-throated sandgrouse), 2380 nucleotides. RefSeq names its product zinc finger protein 280D (gene ZNF280D). The record is from RefSeq and is a predicted model, not a curated record. The annotation marks the transcript as partial. Gene Ontology annotation, biological process: regulation of DNA-templated transcription. Gene Ontology annotation, molecular function: RNA polymerase II cis-regulatory region sequence-specific DNA binding; DNA-binding transcription factor activity, RNA polymerase II-specific. The transcript is spliced from 15 exons. NCBI's taxonomy places the organism in Eukaryota, Metazoa, Chordata, Aves, Pterocliformes, Pteroclidae.